AUGAAGAUUACCAUUCCCCUCACAAGUUUAUUCCUCAGUUUCGCGAGUUAUACGACCACCAAUGCUCAAACGGCAGCUGACACAAUAAAUUCAUGUCAAGCUCAGAACGCCAAUAAUUUCAUCUUCGCAAGCUAUGACGGCGACUUAGCAGCAACCUACGCAUAUUCCCUUUGUUUCCCAUUCCAAAUCUUCGGAAAUACUCUCAAUUCCGCUCUUUUCUGUCGCGACGCACAUUGCUCUUUCUACAGCGACGAUGACUGCACGACACCUUCAGCUUUCUCAAUUACUCCUAUUCCUUUUAUUCAAAACCAGGGUCUUCCUACAAAGCUAACAUCGAGCUUGGGGUGGAAGAGUGCAAAAUGUGGAAGUAGUUUGGUGGGGUUUACUUUGGGUCAAUAA
Molecule: messenger RNA, 399 nt
Organism: Botrytis byssoidea
Lineage: Eukaryota; Fungi; Ascomycota; Leotiomycetes; Helotiales; Sclerotiniaceae
Exons: 3
Coding region: 1-399 (132 amino acids)
Source: RefSeq, a predicted model, not a curated record